Molecule: messenger RNA, 1251 nt
Organism: Saccharomyces eubayanus
Lineage: Eukaryota; Fungi; Ascomycota; Saccharomycetes; Saccharomycetales; Saccharomycetaceae
Gene: RTT103
Product: Rtt103p
Exons: 1
Coding region: 1-1251 (416 amino acids)
Biological process (GO): mRNA 3'-end processing
Cellular component (GO): RNA polymerase II, holoenzyme
Molecular function (GO): RNA polymerase II C-terminal domain binding
Source: RefSeq, a predicted model, not a curated record
AUGCCCUUUUCGUCUGAACAAUUUACCACCAAGUUAAAUACGUUGGAAGACUCUCAAGAGUCUAUUGCAAGUGCUUCGAAAUGGUUGCUUUUGCAGUACAGAGAUGCCCCAAAGGUAGCAGAAACGUGGAAGGACUACAUGUUGCGGUCUAGUGUAAAUACAAGAAGGAAACUACUGGGUCUUUAUUUAAUGAACCAUGUUGUUCAACAGGCUAAAGGCCAAAAAAUUAUUCAGUUUCAAGAUUCCUUUGGGAAAGUGGCAGCUGAGGUAUUAGGCAGGAUUAAUCAAGAAUUCCCUCGGGACCUGAGAAAGAAGUUGUCGAGAGUUGUUAACAUUUUGAAAGAAAGAAACAUCUUCUCUAAGCAGGUUGUCAUUGACAUAGACAGGAACCUCAAAACUGAGACCUCACCUGUCGAAGCACUAGCCCUACCCCAAAAAUUGAAGGAUUUUGCUCGGGACUAUGAAAAAUUAGCUAAAUUGCAUCAUAACGUUCGUGCUAUGAAAAUCAGGUUUGACAAGUCAGCAGAUGAACUGGAUCCAUCGAGUUCGGUUUAUGGGGAAAAUUUUAAGACCAUUAGUAAAAUUGGGAACAUGGCCAAAGAUAUAAUAAGCGAGUCAAUUCAUAAAAGAGAAAGCGGUAUUCAGAAGCUACAAAGUGCACUAGACGACGAAAAAAAACGUUUUGACGAGGAACAGAGCAUGCUGAGUGAAAUAGAGUUUGUUUUAUCUGCGAAGGAUCCAUCUAGGUUGAAACAGAAUACCGACGAAGAUAACAUUAUUCCUACGUAUGAAGUCGGUGACGGAGACGAUGAUGAUGAUGAUGACGAUGAUGACGAUGAUGAUGAUGAUAAAAAUGACGAUGACGACGAUGAUAAACAUGAUGACGAUGAAUCCAACGGCAACAGUUAUGGACUUGAUAUAAUGGAGGACAAGAAGGAAAUUAUGGAUAAAAUGAAUAAUGAUCAUAUAAACUUCAUGGAAGAUCCUGGUGACGAUUCUCAUUCUGAGCUAAAACGAACACAUGACAUGACAGGCCAUGAUGAUCAUAAUGAGAUACCAGAGAAAAGAGUGCACCUUGAUUCAAAAACAUAUGGGGAGAGUAUUUCUAACGAUAAUGGCCAUUAUGAGCUAGACGUUGACGACCAUGAUGGUGCAGAGGUUGAGGAUGAUGAAGAUGCGAAUGAACCAAAUGACAACUCUGUAGGGGUUUCCUCUAGUAUACAAGAUUUGUUGAGUAAACUAGCGAAUUAA